Raphanus sativus (radish) is the source of this 755-nucleotide messenger RNA. Its product is annotated as RING-H2 finger protein ATL14. Bases 73 to 588 code for a protein of 171 amino acids. The record is from RefSeq and is a predicted model, not a curated record. Lineage: Eukaryota; Viridiplantae; Streptophyta; Magnoliopsida; Brassicales; Brassicaceae. The transcript has a single exon.
UAAUAUAUAAACAAACACCCCUUCUAUUGUAGAAUCCAUAGUUUUCAACCCAAUUCAAUUCCUCACCUCUGUAUGGUAAUCCUUCUGUCCAAAGACAAGAUUUUUAUCUCCCGCCGCGAUCUUCCGAUGUCGAUGUCUAUUCUCCACGACGAACCAAUCACCGGAGAUCAAUCGGCGCCGCCACCGAAGCGCCACGCGACGAGUCUAUCAACGAAGAUUCUUUCGAAAAUCCUCGUAGGUCUUAUCAUGAUCCCUGUAGCCGCGACCGCCUUGCUCUUCAUCCUCAUGUCUCUCAGCUUCUCUCUCUUCUUCUUCUCUCUCUACUGGUUUCUCCACCGGAACUACCGUCGUCGCGAAUCCUCGGAUGGGUUGUUGUCUCCUAGAUGCGUGGAGAGCCUUCCCCAGUUCAAGUUUUACGAGCAGACGCUGUCCGUAAGCGAGUGCGUGGUCUGUAUCGACGGGUUCAGACGAGGACAGUGGUGUCGGAAGUUACCUGGAUGCGGACACGUGUUUCACCGCAAGUGUGUGGAUUUCUGGUUGGUCAAAGUCGCGACUUGUCCGAUUUGCAGGGAUAGGGUUAUAGAGUAGUGUAAGAAGAUGGAGCCAAAAAGGUGAAGUGUUGAAAGUGUUUUAUAGUUUUUUUUGUUUUGUUUAUCGAGUUUGUUAUGAUUAUCAUGUUAGUAGUAACUUUGGUUUUUUUAACAUGUACAGUUCUUUUACACAGCUCAGAAUCGAAGCUUUGUGAUGUAUUGGUU